Erpetoichthys calabaricus (reedfish) is the source of this 1564-nucleotide messenger RNA. RefSeq names its product adenosine receptor A1-like. Gene Ontology annotation, molecular function: G protein-coupled adenosine receptor activity. Gene Ontology annotation, biological process: G protein-coupled adenosine receptor signaling pathway. The record is from RefSeq and is a predicted model, not a curated record. Gene Ontology annotation, cellular component: dendrite; synapse; membrane. Lineage: Eukaryota; Metazoa; Chordata; Cladistia; Polypteriformes; Polypteridae. The transcript is spliced from 2 exons. Bases 540 to 1538 code for a protein of 332 amino acids.
UUUCACUGACUGGAUUGGCUGGAGAAGCAGAUGUGUUCAGCUGGGCAGUUUAUUAAGAGGGCUUCAUGCCAUUGUCAUAAUUUAAACUCUGCAGUGCCCCCCGUACACAGUGACAGCGGGAGCUCAUCGCACGGCAGGAAUGCGAGCACAGCAGUUGUUUCAUUCAUUUCUCUCCUUGUGAAGUGUUCAGGCACCGAGAGCCAUGCAACAGAUGAAAGCCACACAGCUCAGCUGGAAGACCCCCAAACCGACAUGCACUCCCCCCACCCGCUCCUUUCAUGUAAGUGAAGCUGUAGCCUGAGUCCAUCUGUCUAAAGUGAAAUCCUGCUACUCAGUCAAUGUUCCUUGGGAAUGUAUUGGAGAUUUUUUUUUUUUCCCUGAUGCAGCAAACGGGCUGACAAGAGUCGGAGGUCCUAUGCCUGCAAAAAAUAUGCAAACUAAAGUGGAAUAAGCCCCUGUGCGGGUCGGAGAAGUGACCUGAGCAAGUAGAGACUGAGCUGUUAAGCUGCCUGGGCAGAAGACACAGCAGACUGUCAAGAAUGUCAGACGGAAGUGGCCUACAAGGACAUGUAGAUGCUCUGUAUAUCUCAGUGGAAGCUGUCAUUGCCUUAGCAUCUGUCCUGGGAAACACACUGGUGGUGCUGGUGGUGAGAAUAAACCGAGCCUUAAGGGAUACUACCUUCUGUUUCAUCGUCUCCUUGGCCGUGGCAGACAUUGCAGUGGGAGGCUUGGUCAUUCCGCUGGCCAUCGUGAUAAACAUUGGAUUCCGAACUCAGUUCUACACCUGUCUCUUUUUAACGUGCCUGCUGCUGAUUAUCACGCAGAGCUCCAUUCUCUCCCUAAUGGCCAUCGCGAUAGACCGCUACCUGAGAGUCAAGAUACCCACGAGGUACUGCGUCAUCGUCACUCAGCAAAGAGCUUGGAUGGCCGUCAGCCUGUGUUGGCUGCUCUCCAUGCUGACAGGCCUGGUUCCCAUGCUUGGUUGGCACAACAAGGAGGUGCUCCAUUCCAAGGAAAGGAACAUCAGCUCAGGAAACAUUGUCUGUCAUUUUUCCACGGUGAUGCGAAUGGACUACAUGGUUUACUUCAAUUUUUUCGGGUGGGUGGUCCUACCCCUGACCAUCAUGGUAGGGCUCUACAUCGAAAUCUUUCACGUGAUCAGAAAACAAAUGAACAAACGGGCCCAGUCGUCCACCGACGCUAGCAAAUAUUAUAGAAAAGAACUCAAGCUGGCCAAGUCCUUGGUACUGGUGGUGUUCCUUUUUGUCAUAAGCUGGAUGCCCCUGCAUAUAAUGAACUGCAUCAGUUACUUUUGUCCACAGUGUCAAGUACCCAAGAGCGCCUUAUACGUUGGCAUAUUCAUGUCGCAUGCCAACUCGGCUGUGAAUCCUUUGGUGUAUGCUUUCAGAAUAAACAAAUUUCGAAGCACGCUCAUCCAGAUUUGGAAGAAUUAUGUGUUGUGUGAAAAUGUCAGUGCAAGUUCAUGCAAUGUAAUCUUGGAAAAUGCUGCAGAGAAAAAAAUAAACCAAAAACCUUAAUAUCUAGUCAUGCUUGUUAUUCAGGA